AUGAAACGUAUUCUUCGUGCUACAAAUUAUCCUAAUUUAUAUGAACUUAGUUUAUGUAAUAUUGAAGGGCAAAGUGUUAUAGAUCUUUUUUCUGAUGAAACUCUUUUUACUUGUACCUUGAAAAAUCGAAUUUCAUCACUUGUAAUCGGUAUUAGUGGAAAUGAAGCUCGAAGGUCAACACGAGAAGUGAAUGCACUUUUAUUUAUGCAUGUAUGUAAUACUUUCACUAAUAUACGAUAUAUAGAUUUUAGUCCAUCUUCAAUUUGGUAUCAACGAUUAAUAUUUUUUGGUAUUUCACUUCCAACUGUGGUCUCUUCAACUCUGUUAGAAUUACAUGCUUAUUUGGAUACUUUUACUGAUUGUCUCUAUUUACUCGAUGAACAAUUCAAUCAACUUCAUACUCUUGAUGUUAAUAUUGAUGUCAUUUUGUCUUCGCGUUUCACAAACAAUAAUCAAUAA
This is a messenger RNA of Rotaria sp. Silwood2, 459 nucleotides long. Lineage: Eukaryota; Metazoa; Rotifera; Eurotatoria; Philodinida; Philodinidae. The record is from the annotation of a GenBank genome assembly.